Ornithorhynchus anatinus (platypus) is the source of this 2470-nucleotide messenger RNA. RefSeq names its product signal recognition particle 72 (gene SRP72). Gene Ontology annotation, cellular component: signal recognition particle, endoplasmic reticulum targeting. Gene Ontology annotation, biological process: SRP-dependent cotranslational protein targeting to membrane. The record is from RefSeq and is a predicted model, not a curated record. NCBI's taxonomy places the organism in Eukaryota, Metazoa, Chordata, Mammalia, Monotremata, Ornithorhynchidae. Gene Ontology annotation, molecular function: protein binding; 7S RNA binding; ribosome binding.
CGUGGGAUGGCCAAGAUGGCGAGCGGCGGCGGCGGCGGCGGCGGGGGGGUGUCGGCGGCGGCCCUGUGGAGCGAGGUCAACCGCUGCGGACAGAAUGGAGAUUUCCCGCGCGCCCUCAAGACGCUCAACAAGAUUCUGCAGACCAGCAAGGACGACGUGACCGCCAUCCAUUGUAAAGUGGUGUGCCUUAUCCAGAAUGGAGGUUUCAGGGAAGCCCUGAGCAUCAUCAGCUCCCACGCCAAAAUCUUACCCAGCGACUCGGUGUCCUUCGAGAAGGCGUACUGCGAGUAUAGGCUGAACCGCAUCGAGCAGGCCCUGAAGACCAUAGAAAGUGCCAGCCAGCAAAGCGAAAAACUCAAGGAGCUCUAUGGCCAAGUGUUGUACAGGCUGGAGCGCUACGAUGACUGCUUGGCCGUGUACCGGGACCUGAUCCGGAAUUCCCAGGAUGACUACGAGGAGGAGAGGAAGACCAACCUGUCAGCUGUGGUGGCCGCCCAGAGCCAGUGGGAGCAAGUCGCGCCGGAAAACUUGGGAUCGCAGGAGGGCAGCUAUGAGCUGUGCUACAAUGUCGCGUGUGCGCUGAUUGGACAGGGUCAGCUGAAUCCGGCGAUGAAAGCCUUGCGGCGAGCAGAAGAUCUGUGCCGUCAGUCCCUCUCGGAAGACUCGGAUGUGACUGAGGAAGACAUCGAGGCGGAGCUGGCCAUCAUUCACGGGCAGAUGGCUUACGUCCUGCAGCUGCAGGGCCGCGCCGAGGAAGCUCUGCAGUUGUACAAUCAGAUCAUAAAGUUAAAGCCAACCGACGUGGGGCUGCUUGCCGUGAUAGCCAAUAACAUCAUCACCAUUAACAAGGACCAAAACGUCUUUGACUCCAAGAAAAAGGUGAAACUGACCAACGCAGAAGGCGUCGAACACAAACUUUCAAAAAAACAACUUCAGGCGAUCGAGUUUAAUAAGGCCUUACUGGCCAUGUACACAAAUCAGGCAGAUCAGUGUCACAAGAUAUCGUCCAGCCUGCAGUCCCAGCGGCCGGACCACCUUCUACCUGUGCUCAUCCAAGCCGCCCAGCUGUGCCGAGAGAAGCAGCAGGCAAAGGCAGUUGAGCUCCUGCAGGAAUUUUCGGAGCAGCAUCCGGCCAAUGCAGCAGAAAUUAAGCUGACCAUGGCCCAGCUGAAAAUAGCCCAAGGUAAUAUUACCAAAGCAUGUAUAAUUCUGCGAAGUAAACGGUUGAAGCAUAAACGCAGCAUGGUGUCCGCCUUGGUGACCAUGUACACUCACGAGGAAGAUAUCGACAGCCGCCAUCGAGUCUUCGCCCAAGCCAUCCAGUGUACCAGGACACCAGGUCACAUGAAUCUGGUGGGGGCAGUCCGAGCACGCGCUGCGGUCCCUUUCCUUCCCGUGGUCCGUCUGGACGCUCCCCAUCUUCCUUCCACGCUUUCGGGCUGCUCUCGCAAGGAGCCACUGCCCUCGCCGUGGCCAUGGUCUCAGGUGCCGUCCCUUAUUGAUCCGGCAGGGUCCGGGCCGUGUCUCCUCACUCUCCUCUGUGGAAGAGAGAAGCUGUCGGUGGAUGGGAUGGGACGGGGAACACGGCUAUUAUGCCGGGUUCCAGAGCCCCACCUAACCCGACAGUCAUCCCGAGGCGAGCGCAGCGCUGGCACCGCCCAGCUUUGCUCAGGGUUCGGGGUUUUGUUUCCGAAAUCUUCCAGUUAUUUGUCCUUGAUGAGAGAAGCUGCCAACUUCAAGCUCAAAUAUGGAAGAAAGAAGGAAGCAAUCAGUGACCUGGAACAGCUGUGGCGGCAAAACCAAAAGAUGUUCACACAUUGGCCCAGCUUGAUCUCUGCCUACUCCCUGGUGGAUCUGAAAAGGCAAAAAGUCCUCAGCAGGCACCUGCCCUCCUCGGACAGCAUGUCUCUCAAGGUGGAUGUCGAGGCUCUCGAGAACUCCCACGGUGCCACCUACAUCCGCAAGAAGGGAGGAAAGCUGGCAGCAGAGAAUCCCUCAAAGAACAAGGGGCAGGGGGAUAUAAAGAAGAAGAAGAAAAAAAAGAAGGGAAAACUGCCAAAGAAUUAUGACCCUAAAGUCACCCCAGACCCUGAGCGGUGGCUACCCAUGCGCGAGCGAUCUUAUUACCGGGGGCGGAAGAAGGGGAAGAAGAAGGAUCAGAUUGGCAAAGGGACGCAAGGAACCACAGCAGCAGCUUCAUCUGAAUUGGAUGCCAGCAAGACCAUGACCAGUCCGCCCACUUCCCCGCGGUCCGGGGCUGCCGCAGUGUCGUCCUCGACCAGUAACAUCAUCCCCCCGAGGCACCAGAAACCCGCCGGGGCUCCCGCCACCAAGAAAAAGCAGCAGCAGAAAAAGAAAAAGGGAAAAGGGGGCUGGUGACGAGGACCUUCACGGGACAGGCUGUUUUUAAACUCUUUCCACUGUAAGGCACCAGGAGCGUAAUAAAGGUCAGACAGCAAGAAGAAACAUA